GUAAAUAGUCCGCGAUCCCCGGUGUUAAUUCCAUGUGAAUGUCGGGAGGAUCUGCGAUCAGAUUUAGAAAUUGCCAAGCUGAUGGACUGACGAUCGAAUACCAGCUCUUGAUUUCUGACCACUUUGACCUCCUCGCAGAAGAUUCUCCCAAAUGGCCAGCAGGUUUUUGGGCCGUUGUGCAAGCCUCUUGGCCCGUUCACCACGGUCCUCUUUAGCUGCUGGCCACCUUCAUCCAGUCACAGCUCAACCUGAGUACCCACCAUGUUCCCAGGUCUUAAUCCGGCCCUCUUUCAGAACCCUGAGUCUGGGUCCAGGACCAGCACAGGAAGAGGAGACAAAUAUCACAUUUAGCCGCACUGAACUUGAUGUGCUUGUUGAGAAGGCCACCACACCACAGGAGGUGCUGUCUUUGUGGACAGAGCGAGGUGGCUCGGCAAAUCAAGCUGGUAUGUGUUUGGUCCAGCUCAGUCGGCUGAUGGUUGAGAAGGCAGAGAGUGACAAGGCGGAUCUUCUCAAAGACCCUCGAUGUGUGGACCUGAUACAGAUGGUGAACUCUCAGGUGACGGGGGUAUGGAACGGCACGCUGGUUUCUCUUCUGCGCUCACUCUCCGUUCUUGGCGUUCCUCUCAAUGCUGCAGUAAUGCGUUCUCUUCAGACAGAGGCACUCUGGAGACUUCGGCGCUUCACGUACCGCCACCUGUGCUUCCUGGCAGACUGGGCAUCAGGCUGGAAAAGUCGAGGGCAGGGGGAUGAAGCACUGAUAACAGCUGUGCUAAAGCAGCUGGAGCUGCGCUGGACUGAGCUGAGCGAUCCACGUAUGAUCAGCACCCUCAUGAGCCGAGCUGCACGACGUUCCCCGCCACUCAUGGACAAGCUGGAGGAUAAGGCUUUGGAGUUGGCUGAGAGGUUCAGUGCUGAGGACAUCCGCAGGGUGUCGCUGGCUUUGGCACUGCAGAGCCGCCGAGCUGUGCCGUUGUUACGAGCGCUGUCCUACCAUCUGCAUCAGAAACCAUCGUCCGAACUCAACACAGCACUGCUGCUGGAUAUUGCUUUUUCUUACGGUAAGCUGCAUUUCCACCAGACUCAAGUGUUCCAAAGGAUGGCAGCCGAGCUUUUACCAAGAUUGCCAGACAUGAGCUCUACUGAAGUCAUGCGCUGUUCAAAAUCUCUGGCCUUCCUGAAGUGGCUCCACCUGCCCCUAUUUGAGGGCUUUGCCCAGCACUACCUGAACAACAGUGACAGGUACAGCACGCUACAGAUGUGUAAUCUUCUCAUGGCGUUCGCCAAGCUUAACUUCCAGCCCAGCAACAAGGAGCAGUUCUUCGAAAAGAUUCAUGAAGCUUUGAAAUCCAGCUGGCAGAGUUUGGAACCGUUUCUACUGACCGAUGUGGUCUGGUCACUGUGCAUUUUCCAGCAGGCCAAACCAGAGUACAUCGCAGCUGUAACAGAUUCUACGUUUCAGAGCAAACUGACAGAUGGCGGUGGUGCUCGUGCUGCAAACUACACAUUGAAGCUGCUUCACAUUGCUACCUCGGCACAGCUGGAGUCUGGCAUCCGUGCCAGCACGGUUCUUCCAUCUUUACCUGAAAAAGUGUCCAAACCCAACCAGACAGCUGUUCAGAGCAGCCUGUAUAAAGCCCUUCAGGUGCUGACUGAAAACAACGCGAACGUCCUGCGCACAGAGGUCAACACAGUCUAUGGCUGGACAGUAGAUGCAGAGCUAGUGGUGGAUUCGGACAAUAAGCCCUUAAACUUGGAAAGCCUGGAAGCUCCACACUUACCAGGAGCGGGCGGCAGUGAGCGCUUACCACAGGGUGCACGCAGGAUGGCAUUUCUAGCGUGGGAGUUCCCUCACUUUGUUUCCAGGAGCAAAGACCUGCUGGGCCGCUUUGCCAUGCAGAAGCGCCACCUGCAGCUGGCUGGGUUUCUAAUAGUGGAGGUGCCGUAUUUUGAGUGGCUGGAAUUGAAGACGGAUUGGCAGCGGGUGGCCUACCUUAAGGAUAAGAUGGGCAAGGCGGUCGCUGAGGACAUGGCUAAGUGAACGAGAGACUGCAAGGGGAAAUCCCUAAACCAAAGUGGAUCUAUAGGGCGAUCAUACAAACAGCAGCCCAACCAGAGACAGUCGGAUGUAAGGAAAAUAAAUGAUCAACUGAUGAAACUGUUAGCUGUCUGUUUCCAAGCUCAUAAUAAAAUGUCUUUUUUCCUGCUAUAUUUUUAAAAUUAAGCCUUAUAAUAAUUUAAUUGGUCAUAAGGAAAUCUGUUUGUCUGAGUCCUGAUUAUGUAUCAUUGCAUAUGUAAAAUGCAUAAAGUGCUGCUGAUGUGGAUCAGAUUCAGAUCAAAGCAUCAUCCACCCAUACAGAUGUGUUUGACUUGAUACAAAUAAACUCUAAAACAGAUUGAUUUGAUGAUCAGAAUAA
Molecule: messenger RNA, 2417 nt
Organism: Trichomycterus rosablanca
Lineage: Eukaryota; Metazoa; Chordata; Actinopteri; Siluriformes; Trichomycteridae
Gene: fastkd4
Product: transforming growth factor beta regulator 4
Exons: 12
Coding region: 152-2041 (629 amino acids)
Biological process (GO): mitochondrial RNA processing; regulation of mitochondrial mRNA stability
Cellular component (GO): mitochondrial matrix; ribonucleoprotein granule
Molecular function (GO): RNA binding
Source: RefSeq, a predicted model, not a curated record